Messenger RNA from Protopolystoma xenopodis, 315 nucleotides. Lineage: Eukaryota; Metazoa; Platyhelminthes; Monogenea; Polystomatidea; Polystomatidae. The record is from the annotation of a GenBank genome assembly.
UUAAGUGGCUACAAAGGAAGCGUGAAAUGGGUGCAAUUGAAACUGAGCAGCUGCUCCUCCCCCAAGACACAUCCCUUUGAUUCUGCAAUGUUACCACAUGUCAUUGCGUCCCAUUGCACACGUGUUGGUCAGGUGGGCUUUCUACCUUUGAAGAGCCUCGGAAAUAAUCUGUUUUAUGGAUUUCUUGAGGCCGCCAGCAUUUGCGGAUGGCUCCAUGACGAUGUUGUGGUCACUGGUGGAUUGCUGCUGAGCAGAAGUCCGCCCAAGCGUGACGAGGAUGACAAAUAUUGGCCCAUAGACACUGGCUUUGAUUGA